Molecule: messenger RNA, 2617 nt
Organism: Saimiri boliviensis boliviensis (Bolivian squirrel monkey)
Lineage: Eukaryota; Metazoa; Chordata; Mammalia; Primates; Cebidae
Source: RefSeq, a predicted model, not a curated record
AUGGCCAUGGGUGCCUGGAACCCUGUGGGCCAGCACAUCCCCAUGUUGGGCUAUACAUGUAUCAGGAAAAGCAUCUAUGAAAGUGCCAGGUCCGCGGCCUCCCCGCCACCAACCAAUCACGAGCGAGCCCCCCCGCCGUCGCCUUCCGCCAAUGGGAGAAAGCCCGCGGGCCGGGCCGACGAGGCGCACGGACCCCACGAGCGCGGCGGCGGGGACGACAGCGUCGGGGCUGGCGAGAACACAACAUGGCGGCGUGCAGGCCGGACCGAGCUACAGCAGCGGCCGCGCGAGGAAGUGAGGUCUCCGGCGGAGGGAAGCGCUGCCCCUCCCCCCGCCGCUACUCCCCUCUCACCCUCCCUCGUACGGAAGCUCCCGCACACUCACACGCCUUUGCUCGGGAGUCCAGGAAGAGCAGGAACCGCCCCCGCGCUCCUGCGGAGUCGGGCAAUGCAGAGGCCCAGGCACGGCGGAAGGAAGGGGAAAGCGUGCGUCACGGAGAACGGAGCGCGCGCGAAGCGGGGGCACAAACAAGAUGGCGGCCACGCCGUUUGCACGGUCUCCCCUUUUCCCCUCCCCCUCCCUGGGCCUAGACACUCAGUGUCGUGCUGCACGCAGAAGCUGAGCUGCUUGAAGUCUCGCGAGAAUUGGGAAGGGGCGAGGACAGUGAGACCGAAUGAGAUGUGAGAGUUUUGACCCCACCCCCUUUCGGGGGAUCUGGAGGCGUUGCCCGGUGACCUCCACUGAGCUUUCUAUCCUUGUGACUCUCUUUGGUGCGAGCUUGAGUUUUUGGAAAUAAGUAGGGACGUGUGUGUGUAUUUGUGUUUUUAAUUUGGGGAGAACUGGAGGAUGAAGGUCGACUUGGCAUGCCAGAUUAAGCAUGCUGUUCAGGUAGACAGCUACUGGCGCCUUAAAUUCAUAAAAGAGAGCAUUUGACACCAAACUGUAAAGUGAUACCCUCCAGAAUAAAGAACAGUACUUAGCAAGAAUAGCUGGUAGCUUUACUUCGACAUAGACGUUGUUCUCGUUUGAAUGCAGAUUUUAAAACUUUAUCACGCAGUUGAAAACCACAGCUACAAUGAGCAUGGACUUUUUCAAUUAUCUCUUUCAUUUCCAUUGGUCCAAAGGCAUCAGGAUUUUAUCCAUUUUACAAUGAUAAAACUGAAGCUCAAAAAGGUUAAGUAACUUGAUCUAAGUAAAGCCCCACAGCUAGUAGCUGUCAAAACCUAAUCCGAAUAACUUCAAAACCUAUAGGUACAGUAAGAGUUAGUGCAUGAGGUAACAAGCACAGAGAGGAAUGACUGCCUCUGCUGAUGGUAACCUUGAAGUUUACAAAUGACAUUGGAGCUUUUCUGACACGUGUUGCAUGGGUCCUCAAUAAAAUCUACACACUGUUGUUACUCCCUGUGGGUUUAUAACCCUGGUGAUAAAGCAAUUGAGCAUAGUGGAAUAAACCCUUAACUUAAAUUCAGGAAAAUUGUUUUCAAAUUCAAUUUAAAUAAAUCGCGCUUUAGGCACUCAAUAAAUAUUUGAUGAAUAAAUGAACAAAACCUAACUAUAAGACACUUGACUUCAGGGAGUCUCAAUUUCUUCAUUUGUAAAAAGAUCUAAUUCCUAACUCUUGGUAAUGUGGGGAGAGUGAAUGAAAUAAUGUGAGAGUGCUUUGUAAAUUGCAAUGUGUUAUAAAAAAGUUACUGCAGUAAGCUAUGAACAUGCCACUGCACUCUAGCCUGGGUGAUAGUGCAAGGCCCUGUCUCAGAAAAAAAAAAAAAAAUUAUAAUGACAAUGACAUUUUCAGACUUCAGAAACGGCGUAAAAUUAUAAACAGGGAGACUCAGUAAAAUAGUAUGUUGGGAUUGUAGAGAGACAAAUUAGCUAAUGGAAAAAAGCUAGGUAAGUCUUUCUACAAGUAUGUAUUGAGCAAUUAUUGCAUAUGCUAUGCUUACCAAAGAAAUGUAAAAAUGUGUAGGAAGAGUGAUUAUUGUUGUAAUUAAGUAUUGACCGCACUUAGGGUCUGCAGUCCAUUUUCUUCCAAGAGUCUGGAAAUUGGGUUGCCCUCAGAAAUAAAUAAAAAUCUACGUAUUAGGGGAAAUUAGCCAAGAAUGAUAUUAAAUAUAUUUAACAACAAGUAGUGAACAAGCAGAAUUAGAAAUCCAGUUAGGGUCCUGGAGGUACAGCAGCUACUUACCAGACAAUACUAGAGUAUUUCAGUAUUUUAAUAGUCAAUGCUGUAACUGUUAACAGUCAACUGGUACAUAUGAGCCUAAUGUUAGUCCUUGCUGUAGACUGUAUUAUCAAUAGUCUCUGCCCUUCCCUUUCUAAAGCCCUCGCUAUCUAGCUUGUCCCUAGGAGAUUCGGGUGAAAAACUUCUCCCCCUAAUGUCAUCAAGUUUGGCCUUGUUUUGACCAGUGAAAUGUGAGUAGAAAUGGCAUGAAUCACUUCUCAACAGAAAUUUAUGAGCUAUCUUGUGAUUUCACCGUAUUAUCUUUCCUCUGACACAAGAGCAGUAUGUCCUAAAUAGAGCUACCUCUUCAGCUUUUGUCCCAGAAUGAAGAUGUGCAGAGCCACAACUGACACACAUAACAUGGAAUGUUGUGUGGACAAUAAAUAAAUCUUUGUU